AUGAGUUUUGGCUUCAGUAUUGGAGAUUUCAUAACUGUCAUUGAGCAUGCCAACAGGCUCCGAAAAGACUUUAGUGGUGCACCAGCUCAAUUUAAGGCACUCUCCGAUGAGCUCAGGAAUCUUUCUAUCGUGAUGCAGGAUGUUGAAAUUGAUUUAUCCAACAUAGAUCUGAGCAGUCAGCAAGGGAUCAGGCUGCAGAAAAUAGCAGAUAGUUGCCGCGAGGUUUUUAAUGAAAUUGAUAAGGCGGUUAGUCAAUAUUGCGAAUUAGACGAAUCCCAUGGUAUAAGAAGAAUAUGGAAGCGACUUAAAUGGGAACCGAACGAUGUUCGUGAUCUCCGAAAUCGCAUUUGCAGCAAUAUCAGCAUUCUUAACGCAUUUAACGGCCGAAUAACCCGGGACAACGUCACGGCAUUGUUGAAAGCUAAGACCAAUGAACAGCACCAAAUUUAUCUUGACUGGUUGUCGCCAGCUGUCUACGCAACACAACAGUGUGACUAUAUCAGUCGGCGCCAACCGGAAACCGGAGAGUGGUUUCUAGAAUCCCCCGAGUUCCAAACCUGGCUUGAAAAGCCACAACAAACGCUAUUCUGUCCAGGUAUUCCAGGUGCCGGUAAAACGAUUCUCUCAUCAGUGGUAAUUGACGAACUUGAAUCUCGGUAUGGGAACAACCGCGAUAUUGGUGUUGCGUACAUUUACUGCAGCUUUUAUCGCAACGAUGAUCGAAUCCAGAAGCCCGAGUGCUUGUUUGCAAGCAUCCUUCGACAGCUCGCUCAGGGCCUCUUCCCGGUGCCACAUAUCAUCCAGGCAUUGUAUGAAAAGCAUAGACUGAAAGGAACACAGCCCUCAGUGGAAGAAAUGUCCAGAGCCCUACCGCUGAUUGCCAUUCACUUCUCAAGACUAUUCAUUGUGAUUGAUGCUUUGGACGAAUGCCGCUUUACUGCCAUGUCACGAGUUUUGAAUGACAUCUUCUGUCUUCAGGCAACACAUAAUGUGAAUCUUUUGGCGACCGCAAGAUUUAUUCCAGAAAUUAUGACUAGGUUUCUGGGUAAGCCAACAAAAGAGAUCCGUGGAUCCAAGCCGGAUGUGAUGCGAUAUCUGAGAGCCAACCUGAACAAGCUUCCUGCAUUUGUAUCCCGGAAUCUACAGCUACAGCAAGAGAUUUUGAUUGGAAUCACGAAUGCUGUAGAUGGAAUAACAUACGAUUACGCUUAUGACAACGCCAUACAAAGAAUCGAGGGUCAAGUCACGGACCAAAAGGAUCUGGCUUGGCAAUGCCUGUCAUGGAUUAUCUGUGCCAAAAGACCGCUAACGACGGUCGAGCUCCGGAAUGCUCUUGCCGUAGAAAUAGGUGCAUCUGAGUUCGAUGAGGAAAAUCUUCCUGAUCUUGAUGAUAUUGUCUCUGCUUGUGCAGGCUUGGUAACUGUUACUGCUGAUUUAUCGGGUGACAUUAUUCGAUUAGUCCACUACACAGCACAAGAAUACUUUGAACGGACGUGGACCCGCUGGUUUCCAGAUGCCCAUAAGGGCAUUGCAUCAACCUGUGUGACAUAUCUGUCUUUUGAUUUCUUCCUAUCAGGCAUCUGCUUUUCUGAUAGAGAUUUUGAAGCGCGGCUCAAGGAAUACCCUCUUUAUGCAUAUGCAGCUAGGAACUGGGGGCAUCACGCUCGGAUACAACCCAUAAAUGAGGACCUGAUGAUGGGUUUUCUUGUAGAUAAGCUCAAGGUCAAUGCUUCUGCACAGGGACUUUUUGCCAUUAAAUCAUUUUCAAGCAUGGGAGAUUACAGUCAACGAGUCCCAUUGAGGCUUACUGGUUUACAUCUUGCAGCAUACUUUGGGCUGACAAGUGUGAUUCAAUCUCUGAUUCAUCGAUAUAACCAAUCUUGCUCGAUGGAUUCGAUGGGCCGAACACCCUUAGUGUGGGCAGCAUAUGCUGGCUAUGAUGCAGUUGUCAAGCUAUUUAUAGAAAAUAAUGUUGAUGCAUGCGAGAGAGAUGGUGAUGGCCGAACUCCGAUAUCACUGGCAGCCUCAAUGGGUUGGGUUAAUGUAGUGGAGAUCCUUCUCGAGAAUAAUAUUGAAAUAGACUCCCUCGACGUGGAUGGACAGACCUCUCUCUCAUGGGCAGCAUGUCGAGGCCAAGAGGAGGUCGUCCGGCUCCUCCUGGACAAAGGCGCCAAUCCGGACACCAAAGACAUGAAUGGCAUGACGCCACUUUCAUGGGCAGCCUCUAACGGCUGGAUGGGGAUAGUGCAACUCCUUCUUGAACGACAUGUUGACCCCAACUCCAAGGAUAGGCACGGCCGGACUCCACUCUUCUGGGCCGCUGAGAACGGCCAUUCUGCACUCAUGGGGCUUUUGAUUAACAAAGGUGCUCAGCCAGGCUUACGAAAUGAUGGGAGUCAUGCUGAUCAAAGCCCACAUGCUCUCGUGAUUCACAGUGCGCCCGGAGUGGUGCCAGACGCUUCUCAGCAAGACGUUGCACAGAAUGAUUUUGGCGUCUCGUGUUCAUUCUGGACGGAACGUGGAUUAGAGUGCCCACUAUGCCUUAGCAAGCAGGAUGAAGUACUUACUAGCCACCUUGCUCUGAUGGCGUUCAACGCAUAUUACUUCCGUCAAGGGAAGACAGUGUUAUGCAACAUUAUGCCCACGUUCACAAUAGACGGCUAA
Molecule: messenger RNA, 2664 nt
Organism: Aspergillus tanneri
Lineage: Eukaryota; Fungi; Ascomycota; Eurotiomycetes; Eurotiales; Aspergillaceae
Exons: 4
Coding region: 1-2664 (887 amino acids)
Molecular function (GO): protein binding
Source: RefSeq, a predicted model, not a curated record